UACUCGAAUCAUUCAGCUUCAACCCGUCGCUUUUGUUCGAAGUCAGUCGAUGUGCUUUUUCUUGCCUUGAAAUUUUUACUUAGACCACGAAAAAGUAGUAAUAAUAAACGUAGCUACUGUAACGGCAAAAGAAAGAUGGAUAUAGACCGUAUUUGAUAAUUUGGUGGAUCUGAUUUGGGAAUUGGGAGGAACAGAAGUAGGCAGGAGAAAGGUGGGCUGUGCUUGCCCGUGGGGAUUACUUGGUAAAGCAUCAAGAAUCGAAUCGAAUCGAAUCGAAUGGGUUCUUGCUAUUCAUCAAUUACAGGAAAGAGAAAGGACACGGUGGAAGUAGUUAUGAUAGAGGCUGCUGCUUCAAACUCUUGUACGUGUGCGGCCAUAUCAUCAAUUUCUAUUUCGUCUUCCGCUGAUAACAAGAAGAAGACUAAGAGGCAGAGUUCGGGGAGGUGGAAAAAGAAAUCUGCUGCAGCUUCAGAUGAAGGUGAGCUGCUCCGUCAGAUGAUGAUUCCCGAGAAUGAGAGGAUGGUUAUGAACGGCGCCAGCAAAGUCGCCUGCUUAUAUACCCAACAGGGUAAGAAAGGAACUAACCAGGAUGCCAUGCUUGUUUGGGAGAAUUACAGUUCAAGAAGCGAUACUAUAUUUUGUGGGGUAUUUGAUGGUCAUGGUCCUUUUGGUCAUAUGGUUGCGAAGAAAGUCCGGGAUUCUCUUCCACUGAUACUAUGUACUCAAUGGAAAACCAAAUCCAGUGGUGACCAGAGCAGCCUUUGUAAGACUGAAAAUGAUCAUGAAAGCAUGAACACAGAGGAAACUGCAUCUCAAAACAUGGAUGAUGAAUGGUAUGAGACGUUGGAGGUCGAAGCUAUCGAAGAACUCCCUGAAAUGUAUAUGCCACUUAAGCAGUCUAUGUUAAAGGCUUUCAAGCUAAUGGAUAAGGAACUAAAGUUACAUCCUACGAUUGACUGUUUCUGCAGUGGAAGUACAGCGGUUACUUUAUUAAAGCAGGAUCAGGAUGUUGUGAUUGGAAAUGUUGGAGACUCGAGGGCAGUGCUGGCGACAAGAGAUGAAGGCAAUUCUUUGAUUGCUUUACAAUUGACUGUGGACUUGAAGCCUGAUCUUCCAGGGGAAGCUGCUAGGAUCCAGCGAUGCAGAGGAAGGGUCUUUGCUUUACAGGAUGAGCCGGAGGUGGCACGUGUAUGGUUGCCUAAUAAUGACUCUCCUGGUUUGGCGAUGGCUAGAGCUUUUGGAGACUUCUGUCUGAAAGAUUUUGGUUUAAUUUCCGUCCCAGAUGUUUACUAUCACCAUCUUACAGAAAGAGAUGAAUUUAUUAUUCUUGCCACUGAUGGGGUAUGGGAUGUCCUCUCAAAUAAAGAAGCUGUAGACAUCGUGGCUUCAGCCCCUGGUCGGUCAACAGCAGCCAGAGCUCUUGUGGACUGCGCUAUUCGGGCAUGGAGGCUUAAAUAUCCCACUUCCAAGAAUGAUGAUUGUGCUGUUGUAUGCCUCUUUUUAGAAGAUGUACCUGCAUCCAGUGAGGCCGUGGCAAACAAUGAUAUGAAAAAGACUGCUCAAGAGACAAUGGAGAGGGUGACAGUAACAGAUGAGAAGAUGGGGGGUUUCGAAGUCAAUGAUUCGAAAAAUUAUUUUCUCGAGCAUUCAGGUACACUACGAGGCUCUGAAGAGAUUAUGCCCGCCUCUGAGUUUACAGAAGAAAAGGUUUCUGCAAAGUUCGAGUCCCAAUCUAAGAGGAGCCUAGCCGAGUGCAUCUCUACUGCAGAGGACGAGGAGUGGUCAGCCUUAGAAGGUGUUACCCGGGUUAACAGUCUGCUAAGCCUUCCCAGGUUCUUGUCUGGUGAUAGAAAAGCAGCGAGUUGGAGAAAGUGGCUAUGAUACUCUAAGUGCUUAUCAAGCCUUCAUUUUACCUCAGCAAAAUGGAACUUCAAUUAUUUUUUCAUCACCAUCAAAACCCUGUUUUCAAGGAAUAUUAUUCAUGGCAGAGAGAGAAUCUGUAGGUUUCGAACUGCUGAUGCAGAUUGGCAGGUACCAGAGAAUUCCUAAGAAGUCAGUGAGCCAUCAUAUGUUAGGACUUCCAUUAGGUUGGGUGUAAUUUUCACUGGAAAAAAAAAAUGGCCUUGCAGGUUUUGUUGGUAAUAAUGCUCUAAGGUACACUGUAGUUUGGUGAAAUCAAAGAUUUGGCUAUUAAAAUACAUUCCUUGAAGCAGUUUACUAAUUGGCAGGGGGGAGAGGUCUUAAAGCUUUACGCUCCCGCUUGGCUUUUGUUGUGAUCAAGAGCUGAUGAUCUAUUAGACAUAGACCAUUCUGGUGUAUGCCGGUAGUUUACAAUUUCUAGUGUCCAACAUUGUUAAGUUUAUGUAAUAGAUUUUACAAGUGAAAAUUACUGCAGUAGUGAAAAUUACUGCAUAGAUGCUGUUAGCCAAAACAGCAUCGUUUUAGCUUUAGUAGGUCUAAACAAAACAACAUCGUUUUUAACUUUAGCUGACGCCGUUAUAAAACUACCGUCACAGACUCACAGCAAAGUUGCAGGCAGCACGUGAAUUUGAAUUUGAUAUAGAGUGAUAUAUAUUUCCGAGUUUCCAACCCACCGUUCCACUUGCUCUUCCCUUGUUUUCUUCUCAGAUACCCUUCAUUUCCUUCAUUUCUUUCACCCUGUAAUCCUUGAAUUGUUGCUUUCUGUGAUCUUAAUCAUCGUAUUUCGAUAAUGGGUUUUUCGUUUAUGUGCUUAGAUUAUUGGACGGUGCUGAAGGAGAUCCAAGAUUUGUGUAAGAAUUCCUCGUUGGCUUCACCGGUUUUCAGAUGCAGGGCCGGGCUGAUAGUUUUAGUGGAAACUUCGUACCCAGAAAAAUAUUUUCUUAUUUUGACCAUGUCAACACUAGCGUAGAACUUCCUUGUGGAUUCUUGAAGAAUUUUCCAAUUAGUAAUUGCAGUUAGUUUUGUGCCAGAAUUAUAUGGAAUUAAGGUUUCUUCUUUUUUUCUUU
Molecule: messenger RNA, 2987 nt
Organism: Corylus avellana
Lineage: Eukaryota; Viridiplantae; Streptophyta; Magnoliopsida; Fagales; Betulaceae
Product: putative protein phosphatase 2C 6
Biological process (GO): protein dephosphorylation
Molecular function (GO): protein serine/threonine phosphatase activity
Source: RefSeq, a predicted model, not a curated record